This is a messenger RNA of Esox lucius (northern pike), 1792 nucleotides long. It is a transcript of the gene agxt2, whose product is annotated as alanine--glyoxylate aminotransferase 2. The transcript has 14 exons. The record is from RefSeq and is a predicted model, not a curated record. Gene Ontology annotation, cellular component: mitochondrion. NCBI's taxonomy places the organism in Eukaryota, Metazoa, Chordata, Actinopteri, Esociformes, Esocidae. Gene Ontology annotation, molecular function: L-alanine:glyoxylate transaminase activity; pyridoxal phosphate binding. The coding region runs from base 65 to 1621 and encodes 518 amino acids. Gene Ontology annotation, biological process: glyoxylate catabolic process.
AUUGAGUGUCAGUGACAGUUGUCGAUCGUCUUACCGCGUCAUUUUAUCUGCUGUAGUAGACAGAAUGCAAAAGAUUUUCUCCCGAGUCAAUGUCCCAUGUUUGGGGCGGAUUAAAGAUAAACAUAACGCCUUGUCUGGCUUGGCCAAUUUCCAUCGGCCAAGUGGUGCAUUAUGUCAAAUGACUCCAGGGGAAGACCCACCACCUGGUUUCCCUGAGAUGCCACCAUGUGGUUUUAAACCAGAAGAAUACAAGGACAUGUCCAAAGAGCACAUGAUGGAGAUUCGGAGGCAGAACUGCAACCCAAUGAUCAUGAAGGUGACCUACUACAAGAAGCCUGUGUUCAUACACCAGGGGCACAUGCAAUGGCUUUGGGAUGUAGAUGGGAGACGCUACCUUGACCUGUUUGCGGGUGUUGCCACUGUCAGUGUGGGCCACUGCCACCCCAAGGUGACAGCGGCAGCUGAGAAGCAACUCCGAAAACUGUGGCACACAACUAAUAUAUAUGUGUAUUCCCCUCUGCAUGAGUAUGUUGAUAAACUAGCUGCCACGCUGCCAGAACCACUAAAGGUCAUCUACCUGACAAACAGCGGCUCUGAGGCUAACGACCUGGCUAUGCUCAUGGCCAGACUACACACAGGAAACUUUGAUAUCAUCACUCUGCGGGGGUCUUACCAUGGUGGCAGUCCACAGACUAUGGGCCUGACCUCCAAUUCUGCUUACAAAUACCCCAUUGCCAUUGGAUUAGGGUGCCACAAUACAAUGUGUCCUGAUGUCUUUGCUGGUCCUUGGGGAGGCAGUCACUGUAGAGACUCCCCUAUACAGACCAUCAGGAACUGUAGCUGCCCCCAAGGCUUGUGUAUGGCAAAUGACAAAUACAUUGGGCAGCUGAAAGAGGUCUUUGCCACCAGUGUUCCAAGUCGCAUUGCUGCUUUCUUCGGAGAACCUAUCAUGGGAGUUGGAGGAGCUGUGCAAUACCCCAAGAACUUCUUGAAGGACACCUACAAGCUUGUAAGAGAGAGAGGUGGGGUCUGCAUUGCAGAUGAGGUUCAAACGGGAUUCGGCCGCACAGGGAGUCACUUCUGGGGUUUCCAAGGUCAUGAUAUCAUGCCAGACAUUGUCACCAUGGCAAAGGGCAUCGCUAAUGGCUUCCCUAUGGGAGCAGUUGUCACAACACAUGAGAUUGCUGCUUCGUUUGGAAGGGGAGUUCACUUCAACACGUUUGGUGGUAAUCCAGUGGCUUGUGCCAUCGCCUCAUCUGUUCUGGAUACAAUGAAGGAGGAUGGCACGCAGCAAAUCAGCCAUGAAAUGGGGACCUAUCUGUUGAUGGGGCUGUCCAAGAUAAGGGACAAAUAUGAGAUCAUUGGGGAUGUCCGUGGGAAGGGACUACAGAUUGGAGUGGAAAUGGUCAAAGAUAAGGCAAGCCGCGAACCCCUCCCACCAGCAGCCAUGAGCGAGAUCUUCGAAGACACUAAAGACAUGGGAGUACUGAUUGGGAAGGGUGGAGUGUAUGGACAGACAUUCCGGAUUAAGCCUCCUAUGUGUAUCACCAAGGACGAUGCAGACUUCUUCUUGGCUGUGUUUAACCAGGCCUUAAACAACUACAUGGAAGCUCAUCAUUAAGCUACCCUUCAUCCAGUCACUUCUUUCCAAAAGCUCAGUGCAAUGGACAGGAAGUUCAGAAAUCGCAUACAGUCGCUCUCAAAAGUACUAACCCCCAGGGUCUGUUGCAUAUUUGAUUGUCAAAGAGAAAAAUAAAAUCUAUUAAUUGUUCUAAAUGAAUUACAAAUAAAA